Dentiscutata heterogama is the source of this 817-nucleotide messenger RNA. NCBI's taxonomy places the organism in Eukaryota, Fungi, Glomeromycota, Glomeromycetes, Diversisporales, Gigasporaceae. The record is from the annotation of a GenBank genome assembly.
AUGAUUUCUUCUCCACCUCUUACCCCCACACUACACAUUCCCGAUUCUGUUCACCCACCAAUUCCAGGGGAGAGCCACCGUUAUUACGGUAAUAUUCAUAAAAAUCAGGUAAAACUCCCCUCUAAUAUUCAAACUUCUCAACCUUCUCGAUCAGACAUUGAUGGUUCUGUGGAAAAUGAUCUGGAUAUUCAUGAAGCAACUGCCGCUGGAAAUAUGGCUAGAGUUAAGGAAUUAUUAGCUCCUCAUGGUUCCGGUGAAACUACCUCUUCCUUUUUACUUGCUAACGGUGCAAGCACAUCUUCUGGUUUAACCCCGCUACAUUAUGCUGCCUCUCGUGGUCACCUAGAAAUCGUAAAGUGGUUAAUUGCCGAUGCCGGUGCCAUAGUAGAUCUUGAAGACCAAACCGGUGAGACAGCUCUUCUGAAAGCAGCUUACAAUGGACGUGUCGAUGUUGUAGCUUGGCUUUUACGAAUGCAAGCUAAUAUUGAACAGAAAGACAACGAUGGAUGGACUGCUUUACAUAAUGCUUCUGCCCAAGGUCACUUGCAUAUUGUUAAACACUUACUAGAGAUUGCUCAUGCCGAUGUUGAUGUUAAAAGCAACAAAGGGCAUACCCCAUUAGUGAAUGCUGCAUCGAAGGGACAUCGUGAUAUUGUCGAAUAUCUCUUGGAUCGCGGUGGUGCAAACCCUCUUAUUAAGAAUAAGUUUGGUGAAACCGCAUAUGAUGCAGCCGCUAUCUCUCAGGAAGUAUAUAUUUGCGAAUUGUUGGAAAAAGCUGAACGUGAUUGGUGGAAGGGUAAAAAACCGCUACCACAAC